UCAACAAGCUUCAGGACAUCUUUGCUCAGCUUGGAAGCCAAUCCACGAUCGAGCUCCCUCAGGUGGCCGUCGUUGGCAGCCAAAGCAGCGGCAAAUCGAGCGUCCUCGAAGCUCUCGUGGGCCGCGAUUUUCUUCCCAGGGGUCCCGAAAUCUGUACUCGGCGGCCGCUCGUGCUUCAGUUGUUGCAGACCAAGCGGAAGCCUGAUGGCACUGACGAGGAGUACGGGGAGUUCUUGCACUUGCCCGGGAAGAGGUUCUUCGAUUUCAAUGAAAUUCGGUGGGAGAUUCAGGCUGAGACCGAGAGGGAAGCAGGAGAAAACAAAGGUGUUUCUGACAAACAGAUUCGUUUGAAGAUUUUUUCACCAAAUGUUCUUGAUAUCACACUGGUGGAUUUGCCUGGUAUUACAAAGGUUCCUGUUGGUGACCAACCUUCUGACAUUGAAGCACGAAUUAGAACAAUGAUAAUGUCAUAUAUUAAACUCCCAAGCUGUUUAAUAUUAGCUGUAACGCCAGCAAAUUCUGAUUUGGCAAAUUCAGAUGCUCUCCAGAUAGCUGGAAAUGCCGAUCCUGAUGGUUAUCGAACGAUUGGUGUAAUCACAAAGUUGGAUAUAAUGGACAGAGGUACAGAUGCCCGCAAUUUUUUGCUAGGAAAAGUAAUUCCUCUUCGGCUUGGUUAUGUAGGCGUAGUGAAUCGUAGUCAGGAGGACAUUAUGCUCAACCGGAGUAUUAAGGAUGCACUUGUGGCUGAGGAGAAGUUUUUUCGCAGUCGUCCUGUGUAUAGUGAUCUUGCGGAUCGCUGUGGUGUCCCCCAGUUGGCAAAGAAGUUGAACCAGAUUCUGGUACAACACAUCAAGACAGUACUUCCAGGGUUGAAGUCACGAAUAAGUACUGCACUGGUUUCUGUUGCAAAGGAGCAUGCUAGCUAUGGAGAAAUUACUGAAUCAAAGGCUGGUCAGGGAGCUCUUCUUCUGAACAUUCUAUCUAAAUACUCUGAAGCAUUUUCUUCAAUGAUAGAGGGAAAAAGUGAAGAAAUGGCAACAUCUGAGCUGUCUGGUGGUGCAAGGAUCCAUUACAUUUUCCAGUCAAUAUUUGUGAAAAGUUUGGAGGAGGUGGAUCCAUGUGAGGACUUAACUGAUGAUGACAUCCGAACUGCCAUUCAGAAUGCAACUGGUCCUAAAUCUGCGUUGUUUGUACCGGAGGUUCCAUUUGAAGUUCUUAUCCGAAGGCAAAUAGCUCGUCUGUUAGACCCAAGCCUUCAAUGUGCUAGGUUUAUCUAUGAUGAAUUAAUGAAGAUGAGUCAUUGCUGUAUGGUCAAUGAACUACAGCGGUUUCCUGUUCUAAGAAAGCGCAUGGAUGAGGUUUUAGGACACUUUUUGCGAGGAGGACUUGAACCUUCAGAGACAAUGAUUGGACACAUUAUUGAAAUGGAGAUGGACUACAUAAACACUUCCCACCCACGUUUUAUUGGUGGGAGUACAGCUGUGGAGAAGGCAUUGGAACAUACCAAGUCCAGUAGGAUUACUUCAUCCAUUCCUAGGUCAAGGGAUGCAGUAGAUUCGGAAAAGACAUCAACAUCGGAAAGAAAUCUUAAAUCUCGUGCUAUUCUGGCCAGACCAGUAAAUGGAAUUGUCCCUGAGCAGGGAGUUCGGCCUGUUGCAGAUGUUGAGAGAACCACAUCAUCUGGGGCUAUACCUGUUUCAAAUUGGGGGAUUUCAUCAAUUUUUGGUGGUUCUGAAAAUCGCACGUCUGUCAAGGAGAACUCAACAAACAAGUCAUUCAGGGAACCUGUUCAGAGUAUGGAGCAUGCCGUCUCUAUGAUCCAUUUGAGAGAGCCCCCAUCCAUCUUGAGGCCCUCAGAGAUCCGUUCUGAGCAGGAGGCUAUUGAAAUAGAAGUCACAAAAUUGCUGUUGAGAUCAUACUAUGACAUUGUUCGAAAGAAUGUUGAGGAUUCUAUUCCUAAAGCAAUUAUGCACUUCCUGGUAAACCACACAAAAAGAGAGCUGCACAAUGUCUUCAUUAAAAAGCUUUACAGAGACAACCUGUUUGAGGAGAUGUUGCAGGAACCUGAUGAGGUGUCAAUGAAGAGAAAGCGUACACGAGAGAUGCUCCGUGUUCUUCAGCAGGCUUUCCGGACAUUGGAUGAAUUACCACUAGAAGCCGAGACAGUUGAGAGGGGUUACAGCGUGAGUACCGAUCCAACUGGCUUGCCAAAAAUCCACGGGCUUCCAUCCAUGUAUUCAACAAGCAGCGGUUCAACUGAAUCAUACACAGCUUCACCUAAAAACCCGAAGUCCCGCAAGUCAUCUCACUCUGGGGAGCUACACUCUUCUUUAUAUGCUAAUGCAGAUUUCAAUGGAGGUGGACACAAUUCCAUUUUCGGCCAUUAUGAAUAGGAACCAAGUUUGUCAAGGCAUCGUGUUUGUUUCAGCGUUCCUGUUCGUAAUCUUGCAAGAUACCAGGAAACUCAGUCUGGAUCUGCCUCGAGUAGGAAUUUUUUUUCCCCUAAGAGUGGGGGUGCCAGUCAGAUGUUAACGAUUACCUUGACUGGCAUAUAUUUUACUUAUGUUCGUUUUAAAUGUAGUUGGUUAUAAAUAUGCAUUAUUUUAGAAAGCUCUGAAGGGAAUAACAGGAGCAGGUGAUACUCUCCUAUAUAUGAUAAAAUCACACAAUUUUAUUGCUUAAUAGUAGUUGCUUGGAGCGUUAAACUCUUGAGAUUCAUAGAUUAGGGAGUGAUUUUUGAUUUUUUUGUAUUCCGACUCUAUGAUUAGCUGGUCAAUGAUAGUGUAUGGUAGUAUGCACUUGUCUUUGGAAGCUCUGUAAUUGAACGAGGUGAUAAUAGUGUUUCAUGAUUCUUUCUACCA
Camellia sinensis is the source of this 2861-nucleotide messenger RNA. Its product is annotated as dynamin-related protein 3A. Gene Ontology annotation, molecular function: GTP binding; microtubule binding; GTPase activity. Lineage: Eukaryota; Viridiplantae; Streptophyta; Magnoliopsida; Ericales; Theaceae. The record is from RefSeq and is a predicted model, not a curated record. Gene Ontology annotation, cellular component: microtubule; cytoplasm; membrane.